This is a messenger RNA of Closterium sp. Yama58-4, 3831 nucleotides long. The record is from the annotation of a GenBank genome assembly. Lineage: Eukaryota; Viridiplantae; Streptophyta; Zygnematophyceae; Desmidiales; Closteriaceae.
AUGAGAUUCCUCACGGUCGUGAGGUUUUCUGGAAAGGCUGCGACUCGGAGCAAAGAAUUCGCGUCAGCAGAAAUUGAAUCGAUGACGUGGCGCAGCACCCCUCCGUGGUUUGUCUGCUUUGCCGCACUUGGCGGAGUGGGUCUUCUAGAUCAACGCAGUAGUGGCAUUCUGCAUUUAGCGACCCAUUCGUUCGCGAUCUCGCAUCGACGGUCGUCGUUCAUGGAGCUCUCUCACCUCGCCAACUCCGCGCAGUCGCUGGGUUUACCAGGACUUCUCGUCGCACUCGUGCUCAUCAUGGUCGUCGCGUCGUGGCUUGGCGCGUCGCAAGGAAAGCGCAGCAGCACGCAACAAGAUAACCCACCUGCCGCCAAGGAAUCCAAGGUGUACACUAAGGAGGAGGUAGCGAGGCACAACAAGAGGGACGACUGCUGGGUCAUCAUCAAGAACAAGGUGUACGACCUCACAUCGUACGUGGAUGAGCACCCGGGUGGCGAUGCCAUCCUCAACAAUGCAGGGGAGGACGCAACAGAAGGCUUCUAUGGGCCUCAACACGCUUCCCGCGUCUUCGAUCAAGUGGAAGAGUUCUUUAUUGGCGACCUUGUUACCACCGUUAGCACAUAUUACACCGAGGUGGCUGCGCGAGCCAUGGCUCAUACGCGGCACUGUGCGAACCGAUCUCAUCUACGACGAUGCUGCAUCGCGCUCAUCCUAUCGGUUCUGGCGCUCGCGCAUUCCCCCGCGGCGUCGGGCAAGCCGAACAAGAACAAGAACAAGAGGGAGAACAGCGCGGGCCUAGCCUACUAUUCCGCCAUGGCGCGCGGGACGUCGAUUAAGAGCAUAACGGCAAUUGCUAUAGCGGAGAGCAUUCAGUUCGAGUUGACGGUGGGCGGGUCGUGGGAUCCCCCUUACAACGUGACGCUCUACCGCAAUCCGGCCAUGCUGCCCUCCGCGCCGGCCAGCAAGGACACGGCCGUUGAAUUGCAGACGCUCGCAGGAAACGGAGGUACAGAGUGGUUGAAAGUGGUGCCAACGGUUUGGGAGACGUACGGCUCGGUGCUCUUCCAGGACGGCACGGACACCAUGACCAAGGAGCUCGCGCCAGGUGGCAGGCCGCAAUUGGUCGGCGAGUACACCGUGGAAACGGUGUCUCCCCCGGGAUACUCAGACGAGCCACCCAAGCUGGCCGUUGCGAGUUUGGAGAGAGGCAACGCUAAGAAAUUUGGCAACCCCGGUCAACUCGCUGUCCCACUGGAAAGCCCUCUCUUUAGCGCUGCGCUCGUGGAUGCCAUGACAGGCGGCGCUUAUGUGCACAUCACCUCUGAAGCAUCUCAGUACAACCUCUCUUAUGUCGUCGCCAUAGUGGAUCCGGAAGAGGACCCGCUCUCGCCUCUCCUCCGCAUUUACAACGACACCCACGCCAUGCCGCCCCUCUCCCUGCACUGCGCGCACUCGCACUGGGCCAACCCGCGUAUGGGGCUCUUCAUGUGUGCGGGCUACCUCACUCUUGACGCUGCUGCUGGCCUGCAGUACCCCCCUGGUGCUGGGGAGGUGGGCUCGGAUAGCGGAGGGAGUGGCGCCGAGAAGAAGGGGGGUAAGGGGAAGAUUAAGUUUCUUCCGGGGGUGAUUGGGAAUGUUGGUGGUGGGGGAAAUGGGGGAGGUGGGGGUGGUGGGGGUGGAGCAGGGGGUGUGGCUGGGGCGUUAGGUGGGGCUUUUGCUGCUAUUGGGAAGAAGCUGGGAGGGAAGAAGGGAGGGAAGAAGGGCGGAACUGCGAACAAGAACCAUCCACAGUCACUGUCUGCAGGAGCUUCCUCAUCCUCGAUAAAAGCUGCCUCGCUAAGCGACGCUGCAGCUGCUGUCCAACCAAAGCAACCCAGCGGCGCGCCUCUCUCAAGCCAACUAAAGGACAAAGCGGAAACAGCAGCCCUGUCCCUCCAAACACUGGGCCGAAAGGGCGGGAAGAAGGGCGGCAAGGGCGGAAAGGGAUCAAAAACCGGCGGGGAGAGCAGCGGCAGCAGCGGAAAAAAGACAAAAGGAGCCGACCCAGCAGCAGACGCCGGCAGUUCUGGUGGGUCCGGGGGGGCAGAUGCUGGCAGUGGCAGUGCCGGGGAUGGCACGGGCAGCAACGGAGGUGGUAACGGGGCAGUGGACGAGGAUGGGCGGGUGGAGAUGCCUUACCUGGAGGCCAUGGCGAGCCUGCUGGCAUACGGCACGGAUGGUGGUGGCGAUGGGUCGACGUACUAUGAGGUCUCUGUGUUCGGUGCGUCCCGCAUGUGCGAUAAGAUGGCGUCGCGACGUCGCUUCCCCACGUCCGUCGUCAAUCAUCGCUGUCGCGGCACCCCCGACUGCACCUGCGCUUUUUGCCAAGACUCCUCCGCGAUUCCCGCAGCAAGCCGGCCCGCAAAUCCCGCCGCAACCUCCACCGCUGCCACCGCGGGUACCGCCGGAGAGGCACCGCGUCUGCCGUCGUUAGCGGAGGAAGCGGCCGCGCUGCGAGCCGCCGUAGAUUUUGGCGGCGCCGCUCCGGACUAUUGGCGCCGCGAGCGCGGCGUUUCGCAGUCUAGGUCUGACGGGCUAGUAGGGGAUCGCACAGGGCCCGCGAUUGACGGCGUGGCACGCGGCGCAACAGGCGGCGAGAGUCGCGGCGGCGAAGAAGAGGCGAAGGACGCGCAGAGCAAGCGGGAAAUGGCGGCGGGGCGAUUUGUGCUGACUUUCGCGACUGGGACGCGCGGGCGAGACGUUCCCCCGGUGCCAACACUGUUACAGCUGUGUGUGGGCGAGGUGGGGCGCUACCUGCCUCACCUGCUCCGCAUGAACGCAUGCGAGUUCGACUUGAGGGGUUUUGUUGCGCUGCUGCCGCCCCACGCGCGGCUGGCACUGACAGCCAUUGCAAGGCGUCGAGGGCUGCUUUCUGAUUGGCUGCUGGAGGCGCUGGUGGAUGACACGUGGCAGAUCGUGGACUUGAGUGGUUCUGACGUGUCAGACCAAAGCCUUUGCCACGUGGCACAGACCUGCCCCACCCUUGUAGCUUUAGACAUCAGAGAAUGCAACGCCGUGUCGCUCCACGCGCUCACACUCCUUCUCAAGGCCUGCCCCGCCCUGCAGGUGCUGCGAAUGGGGGGCUCCCCUGCUUGUAACAAGGUCGCCAGAGCGGCAGUCAAGUGGAUGCUACCGCAGCAGCCUGUAAGGGGUACGGAAGGUGCACAGAGCGCAGAUGCAGGAGUGGAAGGGGAGGAAGAGGAGGAGACGGUGCGAGGAGAGGGGGAAGGAGGGGAGGGUAGCUGGGAGGAAGUGGAGGAGCUGCUGGAAGAGAGGGUUCCUGCUCUCAGAUGGCUCGUGUGGCCCGAGGCAGACCCCAACACAGCAGCGCUGCUCGCUUCCAAGUGCCCACGUAUCCUCCUCAACCCCGCCCCGCCCUCUCCCCCUCCCCCCCACUCUCUGCCUCUCGUUUACUCUCACAUCCCCACCUUCCCCUCCUCCACCGCACCCUCUCCUCCUCUCCCCCUCUCUCCCAUCUCCGCCCUUCCCUCCGCCCUCCUCUCCCGCACCCCCCUACAAGCCUUCCCUCGUUCCCCCUCGACUGCCCCCACCUGGUCGGUGAAGUCAGGAUCAAAGGUACCAGAGGCACAAGAGAAACCAGAGGCACAGGAGGAGCUGUCAAUAGCAGAGCGGUUCAGGCUGGCGUUUGUGGCGCGCAAUGAGCGGCUGGCACCCAAGCGCGCCAAGAACCAGCGCCAGAGGGAGAGGCGGGAAGGGCGGGACCGCGCUGCUGCUGACGUGGCGCUGCGGGCGCGGCUGCUGGCUGGUGCUGCCAGCCGCUCGCUGCGAUUGUGA